Molecule: messenger RNA, 1556 nt
Organism: Phragmites australis (common reed)
Lineage: Eukaryota; Viridiplantae; Streptophyta; Magnoliopsida; Poales; Poaceae
Product: mitochondrial phosphate carrier protein 3, mitochondrial-like
Exons: 6
Coding region: 228-1343 (371 amino acids)
Biological process (GO): mitochondrial phosphate ion transmembrane transport
Cellular component (GO): mitochondrial inner membrane
Molecular function (GO): phosphate transmembrane transporter activity
Source: RefSeq, a predicted model, not a curated record
CCGAGCGUGGGCGGAGCACACCGGGCGGGCGGCACGCCACUUUCACGAACAUCCACCGGCGCGCGCGGCGUGGAGGGCGUGGAGGGGAGCCGGAAUCCCAAUUGCUCCCGAGCUAAGCUAAGGGAGGCCGCGGCCUUCGCCGAAACCCCUCCCCUUCUUCCCCCCUACCAUGCGCGACGCCCUCGCCUACGCUCUCCCGUCGGACCCCCAUCUCCCGUGCCUCCUAUAUGGCGAGUCGCGACAAGGUCGGGUGCUCCCCGGCCGCGCUGCCCCUCGACUGCGUCCUGGCCGCGCUCGCCGGCAACGCCGAGUGGCUCGGGAGGCAGUGGGAGGCCGCCGUCCGCGACCGGUGCGGGAAGGGAGCCCGAGCGGGUGGCGGGAAGACGGAGUGGAAAUGGGAGUUUAUAGCAAUGCACACGCCGCUGUUCUACGCCACCUGCGCCCUCGGCGGGAUGCUCAGCACCGGCCUCACCCACCUCGCGGUCACGCCUCUCGACCUCGUCAAGUGCAACAUGCAGGUGGAUCCUAGCAAGUACAGGGACAUUUCAUCUGGCUUUGGUGUCCUUCUCCAAGAACAAGGCCUUGGUGGAUUCUUCAAAGGCUGGAUGCCCACGCUGGUUGGAUACAGCUGCCAGGGGGCCUGCAAGUUUGGGUUCUACGAGUUCUUCAAGAAGUGCUACUCGGACAUUGCUGGCCCCGAGCAUGCUGAAAAGUUGAAGACUUUGAUUUACCUUGCAGCGUCGGCGUCGGCUGAGGUGAUUGCAGAUGUAGCUCUAUGCCCCAUGGAGGCUGUCAAGGUUCGAGUCCAGACACAGCCGGGAUUUGCUCGGUGCCUGACCGAUGGGCUUCCGAAGAUUGUCCAAUCUGAAGGUGCCAUUGGGCUUUACAAAGGACUGCUUCCUCUUUGGGGCCGCCAAGUUCCCUACACUAUGAUGAAAUUUGCUUGCUUUGAGACCAUUGUUGAGAUGGUCUACAAGCAUGCAGUACCAAAGCCGAAAGAUCAAUGCAGUAAGCAACUCCAGCUAGCAGUGAGCUUUGCAGGGGGAUAUAUUGCUGGAGUCUUCUGUGCUGCUAUAUCUCAUCCUGCAGACAACCUGGUGUCUUUCCUAAACAAUGCACAGGGAGCCACUGUGGCGGAUGCUGUAAGAACCCUUGGAAUGUGGGGUUUAUUCACACGGGGCCUUCCUCUUCGUAUUAUUAUGGUCGGUACUCUCACAGGAGCGCAAUGGGCAACGUACGAUGCAUUUAAAGUCUUCGUUGGAUUGCCAACAUCCGGUGGAGUGAACCCUAGUGGUGCUGCUGCUGCUGCUUUGCACCAGGUGGAUCACGAAAAGCAGAGCUGACCGCACCGAGGUGGUCUUGUACUGAACUAUCCAUAGCCGAAGUAGAUGUAUUGCUAUUGCUCUGAUUUUCGCAAGAGCUUGAAUAUAGGAGGAUGAAGUGUUAAUGCUAUGUUUAAGUUUUAGCCGGUAGAGCAUUACACUAGCAAUGGGCUUUUGUUGUUACCCCUUGAAUAACAGAAUACUGUAAUGGAUGACACUGGUCUGUUGUUCGAA